Ostertagia ostertagi is the source of this 810-nucleotide messenger RNA. Lineage: Eukaryota; Metazoa; Nematoda; Chromadorea; Rhabditida; Trichostrongylidae. The record is from the annotation of a GenBank genome assembly.
AUGAUCAACAAUGGACGACAAGGUACACUGGAAAUGAUCAUCUUGAGGAUCACACAGAUCAAUCAAACCUUUGCUGGUGACAAAAGACCGCAUUUUGUAGCUGGCUCCGAAUGCAGAGCCACCAAUCUUUAUCAAUUGCGCGUGAAAGUUUCUGCUCCCAAGCUAUUCCGUGGAGUGGUAGAGAAGAGUAAAAGUGGUACCAAAAGCGUUAUAAGGUAUUCCUAUCCUGGGAGCACGCUGUGCUAUAUCUUCGAGCAUGCUUACGCUAAGAGGAGGGGCUGUGGCAAAGCAGCGAGGACCCUGCGCCACUAUGAAGCACGUUCCACCACAGCUCGCUUUCCUCCAAGACGGAACGCCCUUUCUCCAGUAUUCGAGCCGAAUUUGCACAUUUAUUAUUCCGCUCGAACAGUGGAGAAGGCGUGUCAGCUGGGGCUUUGGGCGUUGGUGGCCGAUGGGGUGCACGACUUACAGCCAAAGGCCAUCUGUAAAACUGGUAAGCUCUAUACAGUCCACGGUGUGGUGGCUACAUCCGUGGACUUCCCGCUGCUGUACGCCAUAACUGUCAGGAAAACACAGGCGGUCGACGAGCGCAUAUUUAAGGCGCUAAAAGAUGCAAUAAUGGCAGUGGCUGGGCCGCAACCCGGAGAAAAGGAGACCAAGCGCCUCAAGAAGAAGGCCGUUCUCCGGCGUCGCCAAAUCGUGCGUGAAAUGGCUCCAUUCAAAUCAAUCUUACGUCGAGACCGAGCAUUUCUACGCACAGCAACCAUCACGACGUACUGCCGGAGAAUGGCCAUAUUCGUAACAGAGAAG